Hevea brasiliensis (rubber tree) is the source of this 1599-nucleotide messenger RNA. Its product is annotated as two-component response regulator ARR14-like. Gene Ontology annotation, molecular function: DNA binding; DNA-binding transcription factor activity. Lineage: Eukaryota; Viridiplantae; Streptophyta; Magnoliopsida; Malpighiales; Euphorbiaceae. Bases 1 to 1599 code for a protein of 532 amino acids. Gene Ontology annotation, cellular component: nucleus. The transcript has 5 exons. Gene Ontology annotation, biological process: regulation of DNA-templated transcription; phosphorelay signal transduction system. The record is from RefSeq and is a predicted model, not a curated record.
AUGGUUGAAGAGCAAACGGACAGAUUCAAACUUGCCAUGGCAAAUGCUAACAUGCCUCAUAUGGACUGUCUUCUGCAGGUACUCCUGGAGAAGAACAUUCCUGUUAUUUGUAAGCACAUUCCUGUUAUUUUGAUGUCCUCAGAAAGAAGUAUAAGUGCAGCUAUUAAAGCCAUAGCUGAAGGGGCUUCUUUCUUUCUCCAUAAACCCAUUUCUUUGGAUGAUUUGAAGUAUAUCUGGCAGCAUGCGUAUAGAAAGAAAAGAAGCUUCAUCGAUCCAAGCAUAAAUGCUCCUUUCCAGGGCACUAGUCAUGAUCAAAAUGCUCCUAUUAAUGAUACAAAAUGUAAGGGCAAGGAUAAGCAAAUUGAAGUGUUCAUGACUCCGGAUUGCAGCAGCCAGAAUCAUGGUGGAUCCGAAAUGAAGAGGCCGAAUGUGGAUAAGCAGGGAUACAAGGAAGGAAAAAGACUUAAAAUCAUAGGAGAAGGUUAUUCCAAAAUAGAAGAGGAGGAAGAAAAUAAACAAACGAUGAACAGCUCCUUGGAGAAAAGACCUCGAAUUCUUUGGACUCCAGAUCUUCAUCUCAAAUUUACUGGAGCUAUUAGUGCUUUAGGUGAUCAAAAAGCUCGUCCAAAACCAAUAUUAGAAAUCAUGAAUGUGCCUCAUUUAACACCGCGCCAAGUUGCUAGCCAUCUCCAGAAAUACAAAUCUCAAGUGCAGCGUAUUUGCGAAACUGGCACCUCUAAUUUACCUGCACUAAGCAGAUCAUCUAAUUUCUAUGGCAGGACCACAAAUUUUGAUACCCUAGUGAAGCAAACUAUUUCCCCCAUUUGUGACCAAGGAAGACCAUAUUCCGACUUUGGAAUUACAGGAGAUAUGCUUCAGAUAUUGAAGGCACCAUCCGGCAAUUUUACUUCAGAUAUCACCUCAUUCUACAGUUCACAAAAUAAGAACCAAGUGCUAGGGACAUCAGGUGGGACAACACCAGAGUUGGAUUCUUUGGCAGGACAGUUCAGUUCAGGCAAUUAUGAGCCAAAUGCAGUCAAAUUUCCAACAGACUCCAUGGAUAGGAACCAAAAGCUGGAUUUCAUGCAAGUCUCAAAAACUACGCCAGCCAUUGGGCCUAAUGCAGACAAGUUUCCGGCAGACUUCAAUAUUAAUGACUGGGAUGAAGAAUUCGAUGUGGUGGCAAUUUUAAAUCUAAUUUCAGGAGAAAUGCCUGAUAUAGAAAAUAUUCUGACAGCUUCCAGUGAUUGGAACCCAGAGCAGGUUGUUAUGGAAGUUUCACAUCCAACUACAAGAAAUAUGUCAGAGGCAGACACAAGUCAUGGCAAACAAAAGCGGGAUGCUACAUCUGUUUCAGUUUCAGCCCCUCCUGGUUGUUCCAUAUAUCAAAGCCAGCCUCUGUUGGAUCUUGCUGAUUUAUUGAAUAUUCUAGAGGAAGAACCUGCUGGCUUCAAUGGUUUGGCAAGUGAUUAUGAACCAAAUCCAGGUGAUAUUGAUAGAUACUGUGAGUGGCUAACAAAUGUAAUGCUUGGAAAAGCUGAUGAUAAUCGCGAUGCUGCUGAUUUCAACUAUGGAAGUGCACAAAAAACCAACAUAUGA